AUAUAUCAUGCUGGCCUCCAAAUGCAAAUUAACCCAAAUCAUCCUGCUCUACAUUCUCACUUCUUUUUCUUCCUUCUAAACCAGUUCCAUCUCAUUGCCUUCUACUGUAUAUUCCCCCCAAAAAAGAUUAAUCAUUUUACUAAACAAAGCUGAACUGAUAUCCAGCCAGAUUUAUCAAUAUUCAUUCCACACAUCUCUUCACUACCUACAAAUUAACAAGCUGCUAAGCUAACUCGAUCGGAUUCGCCUCCUCGCACUCGGUUCAUAGUUCUCUUCAACUGUGAUGAUCUUCACUUUAAGUUUUAGGCCUUCAACAUAUAUGCUCUCUCUCUUUCUCUCUGAUCUGCCUCCAUUUCCCCAUUCUAUAGGUACACAAACUACUAAAUAAAUAUUUCACUUAAUUUCCAAAUGAUAUACAGUAUAUACAUAUACAUGAUCCAAAUUGCACAUGAUGGAUAGAUAUAUAUUGAGUAGUGAUCAGACUAGAUCAGAGAGGAUCUAGCAAAGCACUGCCCAGAAUAGAUAUCAUGGAUACAGAUCAUCAGCAGGAAUCAUGCACAGUACCACCAGGAUUCAGAUUCCACCCCACAGAUGAAGAGCUGGUGGGAUACUAUCUGAGGAAGAAAGUUGCAUCCCAGAAGAUUGAUCUGGACGUUAUUAGAGACAUUGAUCUCUACAGGAUCGAGCCUUGGGAUCUCCAAGAAAAAUGUGGGAUAGGGUAUGAAGAGCAAAACGAGUGGUACUUUUUCAGCCACAAGGAUAAGAAGUACCCGACGGGGACGAGGACGAACCGGGCAACCAUAGCCGGGUUCUGGAAGGCGACCGGGAGAGACAAGGCCGUGUAUGACAAAUCCAAACUCAUUGGGAUGAGGAAAACCCUGGUUUUCUACAAAGGCCGGGCUCCUAAUGGUCAGAAAUCUGAUUGGAUCAUGCAUGAGUAUAGGCUUGAAUCUGAAGAGAAUGCCCCUCCUCAGGCAAAAGGAUGGGUGGUGUGUAGAGCAUUCAAGAAAAGAAUCACCGGACAACUAGCAAAGAGCAAUGAAGGUUGGGAGUCCAACUAUUGCCUGUUGUACGAUCAUGAACACAACAUCAUUAACAAUUUCAUGGGAAUUGGGAACACCUCUUCUAAUAAUAAUAACAAUAGUUUUAUGGCUCAAACAUUAUUUAUGUGCAAGCAAGAACUCGAUGCGGCGGCGGCCGCCGCCGCAUCAUCGUCAGAAACGACCGCGAAUUUCACACAGCACCAUUCAGAGAACAACCACCUAUUCAAUCAGCUCCCGCAGCUGCAAAGCCCAUCCCUCCCACUCCUCAACAAAUACCCCGCUGCCGCCGCCACCAGCUCAUCCGCCGCAGCCGCCAGCUCAUCCGCCGCCGCCUCUCCGCCGCUGCCUCUCCGAGAAAACAAGAAAGUCACGGAUUGGAGGACGCUGGACAAGUUUGUAGCCUCCCAGUUGAGCCAUGACGAUGAUAAUCUGAAGGAGAAGAGCUUUACUAAAAGCUGUAGUUGUGAAGAAGACAUGGAUUUGUUAUUGCAGAACGCCGAGAGAGAAGAGGGAGGCGCCGGUGCCGGCGCCGGGAACAAGUUGAGCGAGUACUUCUUGAGUACUUCUGGAAGCUCGUCAAAUCUUCAUGAAGACAAUAUUGGUAUUUUCAUAUUUGACCGAUAGAUAAAAAAUAAUAAUGAAUUGAUGAAAUUAAUUAUUUAAUCAUGAGCUAGUACAUACUUACGUACGUGUAUAUAUAGUGCACGGGAAAAUUAAAAAGAUUGCAUGAGGCUAAAUUUAUUUGAGCUUCAUGCAGUCAGUCUAACACGUACGUACGUAUGUACUGAUCAGAUUUUAUGAUGUUUACAUACAUUAAUACAUAUAUACAUAUAUGGCAG
Messenger RNA from Cuscuta europaea, 1882 nucleotides. Lineage: Eukaryota; Viridiplantae; Streptophyta; Magnoliopsida; Solanales; Convolvulaceae. The record is from the annotation of a GenBank genome assembly.